Molecule: messenger RNA, 1214 nt
Organism: Erigeron canadensis
Lineage: Eukaryota; Viridiplantae; Streptophyta; Magnoliopsida; Asterales; Asteraceae
Exons: 8
Coding region: 177-1088 (303 amino acids)
Source: RefSeq, a predicted model, not a curated record
AUAGAUUCUUUAGUUCAAUCUUUGUUUAACAUAUAUACCUGUUUGUUUCUAUACUCUUUUCUCAACUACUAAUUGUAAUUAAAUUAAGUUUAUCAUCCAAUUAGGAAUUCAGCCCUGUUUUGUUUCUUUUGAUUAUGCAGAUAUUCUAACUUGGUUGUAUAUAUCAUGGUUCAACCAUGGUGAUCACCCUAAAGAUUGGAGUUAUCAGCAAGUUCUGCACGUUUUCAGAUCCUAGCUAUAGGUUCGAGCCCAUUACUCUCUGCAAGUUUACAAAUGUUUCUGUAAACUAUUGUGUCGUGCCAAAGGGAUGUUGCAGUAAUGGAUUUCAUAGCUCUUUAGUCUUUUGGAAUCGCUUAUACCGUGACAAAGUUCAUCAACCAUUGCACCAAACCACAUCCAAGAGAAUGCUAUGCCAGCAGCAAGACUCGGUUCCUUCGGAUGACGAUGAGUACCGAUCAUCCCGCAACAUAGCAACCAGUCUGUUCAGGAGAUACCGAAACUUCAUUGACAGAGGAGGAGCUGACAAUCUAAAAGAAUUCAUUAGUGCUGGGGUAAAUGCAUAUGCUCUUGGGUGUACCGAUGAGGGCUUACGAAAAGAACUUACUAAUAUGAAAGAAUCUGGUAUUGAAAUAGAAGAAAUGCAAACUUAUGGAGGAGGUACCAGUCUAAAAUCUAAGAUUUGUUACGAGGAGGAUAUAACUGCAAAGGUAAGCCUCCCAAGUAAUUUUGAAGAGCUUCAAUUUUCAUGGCCCUCUUUUGGUCUGGUUUUAGCAGUCUUGGUCAAUGAGUGUAUAUUGUGGUUGAGUAUUAUCUUCAUAACCAUAUUGUGUACUCCUCAACCUACCAUAGUUCGGUGGUCUCCAACACCGCCUGUUUCAGAUGAGAUCAAACUUCAAUGGAAAGGGUUUUGUGCAAUCAUAGCAAAUGCUUACUAUUUAAGAGGAAUGGCAUGGCUUCCCGUAAAAACACUUCAAAUGGAGCAAAUGGCAGUGGUGGGACAUUCGGAAGAGCCAUCAGUUGUUGCUAGUCGAAUGAGAUUAGUUUUUAGCACGCUUGAGGUUGUUAGUCCACAAUGGCCACGAGUGUAGCAUGGUGAUUAUGGCUGAAAAUGCGUUUGUUUUCUUAUGUAUGUAUAGAAGAGGUAUUUUAGGUCAAAAUACAUUCAUUACACUGUAAUUUCACGUAAAAGUAAGCGCAUGACCCAUUGAUAUUUA